CUCCUUUUCUUUCCAAGUCACAAAAUUCUCCCCUCCCCUACCCCGGAGUUUACGGCCCUCCUCCUGUUUCCGAUUUCAGCCCGGAACCGGAAGUGUAGUGGGCGGGGCCCGUCGGCGGAAAACGCAGCAGAGCCAGAGCCGGACACGGCUGUGGCCGCUGCGUCUGCCCCCGCCACGGAUCGCCGGGUAGUAGGACUGCGCGGCUCCAGGCUGAGGGUCGGUCCGGAGGCGGGUGGGCGCGGGUCUCACCCGGAUUGUCCGGGCGGCACCGUUCCCGGCCCCACCGGGCGCCGCGAGGGAUCAUGUCUACAGCCUCUGCCGCCUCCUCCUCCUCCUCGUCUUCGGCCGGUGAGAUGAUCGAAGCCCCUUCUCAGGUCCUCAACUUUGAAGAGAUCGACUACAAGGAGAUCGAGGUGGAAGAGGUUGUUGGAAGAGGAGCCUUUGGAGUUGUUUGCAAAGCUAAGUGGAGAGCAAAAGAUGUUGCUAUUAAACAAAUAGAAAGUGAAUCUGAGAGGAAAGCGUUUAUUGUAGAGCUUCGGCAGUUAUCCCGUGUGAACCAUCCUAAUAUUGUAAAGCUUUAUGGAGCCUGCUUGAAUCCAGUGUGUCUUGUGAUGGAAUAUGCUGAAGGGGGCUCUUUAUAUAAUGUGCUGCAUGGUGCUGAACCAUUGCCAUAUUAUACUGCUGCCCACGCAAUGAGUUGGUGUUUACAGUGUUCCCAAGGAGUGGCUUAUCUUCACAGCAUGCAACCCAAAGCGCUAAUUCACAGGGACCUGAAACCACCAAACUUACUGCUGGUUGCAGGGGGGACAGUUCUAAAAAUUUGUGAUUUUGGUACAGCCUGUGACAUUCAGACACACAUGACCAAUAACAAGGGGAGUGCUGCUUGGAUGGCACCUGAAGUUUUUGAAGGUAGUAAUUACAGUGAAAAAUGUGACGUCUUCAGCUGGGGUAUUAUUCUUUGGGAAGUGAUAACACGUCGGAAACCCUUUGAUGAGAUUGGUGGCCCAGCUUUCCGAAUCAUGUGGGCUGUUCAUAAUGGUACUCGACCACCACUGAUCAAAAAUUUACCUAAGCCCAUUGAGAGCCUGAUGACUCGUUGUUGGUCUAAAGAUCCUUCCCAGCGCCCUUCAAUGGAGGAAAUUGUGAAAAUAAUGACUCACUUGAUGCGGUACUUUCCAGGAGCAGAUGAGCCAUUACAGUAUCCUUGUCAGUAUUCAGAUGAAGGACAGAGCAACUCUGCCACCAGUACAGGCUCAUUCAUGGACAUUGCUUCUACAAAUACGAGUAACAAAAGUGACACUAAUAUGGAGCAAGUUCCUGCCACAAAUGAUACUAUUAAGCGCUUAGAAUCAAAAUUGUUGAAAAAUCAGGCAAAGCAACAGAGUGAAUCUGGACGUUUAAGCUUGGGAGCCUCCCGUGGGAGCAGUGUGGAGAGCUUGCCCCCAGCCUCUGAGGGCAAGAGGAUGAGUGCUGACAUGUCUGAAAUAGAAGCUAGGAUCGCUGCAACCACAGCCUAUUCCAAGCCUAAACGGGGCCACCGUAAAACCGCUUCAUUUGGCAACAUUCUGGAUGUCCCUGAGAUCGUCAUAUCAGUGUUCACAUUAAGGAGAGCUCUUCAGCCAGGGAGAUCCUCUUUUAUGACAUUGGGCCUUUAUGGAAUCAGAAGAAUUCAAGCUGUAGAAUUGACACUAGUGGACAUAAAAGCCAAUCAUGAAUGUGCUCAUAGCAUCAAUAUGAAGAGGCAAAGAGAGAAAGAAUUGAGUUUUUCUAGAUCUGGUAAGUUCUUACCUAGCACAGAUAGUGUCAUUAGCAGAUGUAAGCCUUUGAUAGGGAUCCUAGGGCUAAGGGGUGCUAUACUAAGAUGUGCUGUACUAGUUUCUGUGUAUAGCCACCUCACUUUCAAUAAAAUUCUCUACUUGUGGCAAAUUAAAUAGGGAAGUUAAUCUAACUUUAUAAUGAAUAUUUAGGUGGCCUUUCUGCCGUAUUGUAUACUCUACCAAGAUCACUUUUUGUAAUCUAAAAAAUUCAACUCUAACCUAAUAAAGCUGGUUUACUGGAAAGCAAAUAAACCAGCUGACAGACCUUUCCAGUGAAAAGCCAGAAUUUGUUGAAAUUAGUAAAGAAAUAUGAAACUUUGGCAGCCUAAAUUAGAACAUAUAUUUUAAAAUUACAUGUUCAGUUUACCAUGAAGCAGUAAUGUAAUGCUACUGUAUCAUGCUAUGCAUUUUUUUAAAUGUGUAUUUUACACAUGAAGAGAAUGGUGUCCCAUAAUUUGUAAUAUUCAAAACUUGUGAUCUCAAAAUUUCUAACAUUUAGGUUAAGAGAAUUCUCCAGGAAAAUGUAGUGUUGAUUCUUACAUGAAGACAGUCUUUGGGAAGUUUUAAAGUAGAAAAUAAGAGUAGUGUAAGUCAGGGAAAACUAUGAGCUUAACUGAUAAGAAAAAUUACAGGAGUGUCUGUCUGGGACCUAAGCCAGCAGUCUCUGGAAGAACCCCGGGAUAACUUUUAAAUACCAGCUCAGGAAAUCAGUUGUACUUAAAAGAGCAGCUUUUUUGAAGAGGGGCUCUGUCUUAAUGACAUUACUGUAAAAAGAAUGGAACUGACCCCUAAGUUGCUUUCUAUUUGCAGAGGGCAGGAGUGCAGAUUUAGUAUGCACUGGCAAUGUGAUGUAUUCUUAGAAGUCAUUCUAAAAAGUGAAAUUUGUUCUCUAUUAUAAGACAUGAACGUUCCAGAAUUCAUUACAGAAUGAAAUACUCAGGAUAGCAUAUGCAGGCUUCAGAUUCCUUGAUCAGGCAUCUGUUUACAUCAUGCUGUCCUCAUUUCUACUACUUUUUCCAUUUACACUACCAUGUAUAAUAUAGGUAUGUACAUAUCAAAGGACCAAAAAAGGUAAAAUGAGUGAAUGUCUAAAUUAGUAUUCAGCUGCAAAAAACUUCAGAGUCAAUUCAAAUUUACUGAGAACACACCCAGUAAUUUUCAUUUGAAGUAAUAGGAGGUUGAUUUUUCUUACAUUCAUAUUUCUAAAUUAUGACUUAAAAUUUAAUAUUGGAGCAACAAGUAUUUGUUGAUUGCAAUCCUGUUUUGCUUUGUCUGAACUAUCUGCCAGAUGGUUUCUGCCAUGGUUGUGCUAAUUAAAAUGCAUUGCCUAAUACUGCUUGCUUUGAUUCAUGCAGUAGCUUAAAGAUUUCUCAUUUUAUGGCAUUUGUUAACUGUCAGCUCUUCUUUACUUCCUUAAAAGUUUUUACUUCCCUUUUCUCCUAUCCUUCCACCUAAAUUUAAGUUCAGUUUUUGUUGUUAUUGCAAUGGUGAUGUAAUGGUUUAUAGACACAUUUGUUGGGUGGUUCCUCAGAUUCACAAAUGUUGCUGUGUUGCUAAUCUGAAAAGAGAAUUCCAGACACUUUUACAAGCCUGUCUCAUCACCGCUAAUUUUAGAAUGAGUGUGUUGAAUGAAAUGUGCCUAAAAUUGCUUAUUAGUCAUGGUUGUGGGGAUCCUUUUUGUCCUCGGGAAACAGGGGUAGUUGAAAGUAUUCAUAAAAGUAAUCUAGUGGGUCUAAUUCAAUAAAUGCACAGUUUUGUUGUUUUAGUUUGUAAUGAAAAGUUGAAAUUUUUGGAAUAAAAUGAAAUUUGAAGUAAA
Pongo pygmaeus (Bornean orangutan) is the source of this 3633-nucleotide messenger RNA. It is a transcript of the gene MAP3K7, whose product is annotated as mitogen-activated protein kinase kinase kinase 7. Gene Ontology annotation, biological process: positive regulation of canonical NF-kappaB signal transduction; protein phosphorylation; immune response. NCBI's taxonomy places the organism in Eukaryota, Metazoa, Chordata, Mammalia, Primates, Hominidae. Gene Ontology annotation, molecular function: magnesium ion binding; ATP binding; MAP kinase kinase kinase activity. The transcript has 15 exons. The coding region runs from base 303 to 1934 and encodes 543 amino acids. The record is from RefSeq and is a predicted model, not a curated record.